Molecule: messenger RNA, 708 nt
Organism: Cajanus cajan (pigeon pea)
Lineage: Eukaryota; Viridiplantae; Streptophyta; Magnoliopsida; Fabales; Fabaceae
Source: RefSeq, a predicted model, not a curated record
AUGGAGAUUGGUGAUCUCAAUCCUGCCGUGGCAUUGGACCGGCUAAACACGGCCCUCCGGCCAGGACCAUUCGUUAACAGCUUGUGCAAGAAGCCGUCUGCCGAUAUGAACGACCUCCGACGCCGAGCCGAGAAGUACAUGCAAAUGGAAGAACUUGCAGAGACCCGAAACCAGGCCAGGGUCGAAGAAAAUUAUAGCCGAAAAGAAUCUGGCCAAGAGCAAGUAAAGAAAAUGGCCGCCGAGCCCUCAAAUACUCGUCCCCCGAGAGGACCUCGCUAUACGGCGUAUACUCCCCUCAAUGCGAGUAGAGCCAAAGUGAUGGAACAGGCCCUCGCAUCAGAAAUCCUUGCGAUGCCGAAAAGGGCAAACACGUCCCCCAGAGCCGAUAAAGCCAAGGCAUGCCGAUUCCACCGAAACAGGGGGCACUCCACCGAAGAAUGCUCAUCACUGAAGGACAAGCUCGAGGAUCUUAUCAAGCAGGGUCACCUCAGAAGCUUUAUCACCCCCCAAGACCACCAGUCAAGGGAAAGAGACCACCACUCUCGCGAAGCUCGUAUGCCGAGAGACCGACGUCGUCGAUCGCGUUCGCCCGAAAGACAAGACCGAUCGCAGCGCCCCAAGGAAGACAAUGACCGACCACGGAAGGUGAUCAACACAAUCGCAGGAGGUUUCGCCGGAGGCGGGUCCACUUCUUCAGCACGAAAAUGA